GCGAGUUUCGCCGCAGUCAGCUGGGGUUGCACGAGCAGCAGUGGGAGCGGUUCGUUACAGCCCACUGGUAUGGGAGGGGGAGGAGCGACAAAAGGGGCCAAUGGUUGUUCGUCGUUGUGCGUUUUUCCAUUGCCAUCUAUUGGACUGUGUGCGUGUUGUCGGAUGCUCUUCUGCGUGGUGUUGGCGUCGGUCCCAUGUGCGACCGGUUACCGACGAUGCGAGAAAAAUGGCUGAUCUAUCUCACUCGCUUGUCUGCUGUGCUUGAGGCGAUCUACUUCCUUCUCUCGGCUGUUGUCUGCUUACUUUUCACCCUCGAGAUUUAUCCCUCCUGUCGGUCAGCAGCGCGGCCUUCUCGCUUCGAACCCGCUUAUGGCGAUGACGGAUCACUCACGGGUUCUGUAGAUAAAGAUUCGAAGUACUCACAUCAUUCUUCAGGAAAGGAGGUUAGCGGCAGGGUACGUGUCGACGUGGUGGACGAAGGACGUGUCCACGUGGGCAACGAAGGACUUGUUCACGUGGGCAACAACGGGCACGUGUACGUGGCUGACGAGGGGCACGUUCACGUGGCCAACGUGGCUAACGAAGGGCUCGUCCACGUGGCCAACGAGGAGCACGUCCACGUGGCCAAUAAUGGAGCAGAAACUGGUUCGCUAGAUGCAGAUCCCAUGCACGUAUCGGACAGUACGUGUUCAGGGAGGCACGCUUGCUGCAGGUUGCAUGUCGACGUGGUGAAAGAGCAAUCGAAAACUUGUUCGCUAAAGAGAGGUUUCACGUACUCGUUGGGCGAUUUUUCAGCGAAUCACGCUGCAUGCAGGGUUCAGGUCGAUGUGGGCAGUGAGGGAUCAGACAUUGUUUUAGUAGAUAGACCUAAGUACUCUCAGACUGAUGCUCUUUCCGGACCGCACCGUAGAUGCAGGCUGCAUGCAGACGUGGCCGAGUCGAAUGGCAGGUUGCAUGCAGACGUGGCCGACGUGAAAAGCAGGUUGCAUGGAGACGUGGCCGACGUGAAAAGCAGGUUGCAUGCAGACGUGACCGAGUCGAAUGGCAGGUUGCACGCAGACGUGGCCGACGUGAAAAGGAGGUUGCAUGCAGACAGGGCCGACGUGAAAAGCAGAUUGCAUGCAGACGGGGCCGACGUGAAAAGCAGGUUGCAUGCAGAAGGGGCCGACGUGAAUAGCAGGUUGCCCGCAGACGGGACGGACGUGAAGGGCAGGUUGCAUGCGGACGUGGCAGACGUAAAGGAGCGGACACAAAUUUGUUCGUCAGACAAAGGUGCAAAGAACUCUGAGGGGUGUUCGGACAAGGACGCUAGUUGCAGACAGCAUGUCGAGGUGAAUGGCGAUGGAAACGAGUGUCACAAGCAGUUCGUCGCCGAGGAGAAGAAGAGGGGUCCGGGCGGAGAUGGUGGCUGUGGCGGGCAUUGUGUGCAGGAGAAGGGAGAUGGCAGCAACUGCCUGCAGGUGGCAGGGGAGUCAAGUCACCCCAAGCUCCUCGAGCUCCCUUGGGUCUAUCGCAUGAUCUGGGUGCUGCGGAACGUCCAAGCAAGUUGCACUUUCGAAGUCUUCUUCUUCUUCUCCCUGUGGGCAGCCCUGUAUUCCAUACCCUACGAUGCUCUCGACACUCAAAUCCAUUGCAUGAACUUCCUGAUCACACUGGCUGACGUCGCCCUGUCUGCGAUCCCGAUGCGAAUCCUACAUUUCUAUCAACCUGUGGCAGUCGGGAUCGCGUAUUGCACUUUCACUGUCGUCUUCUGGGCUGCUGGCGGUCGGAACGAGAAGGGCGAGCCGUACAUAUACAUUACGCUGAAUUACGAAGAGGAACCUGAGAGGGCGGCUGUGUAUCUUGUCAUACUAUGCCUGCUUGUUGUGCCGAUCACUCAUUUCCUGUUCUGCUUGUGGAGUUACACGUGGUCCCGUAUCCUCGCGCCACGUAGACACCAUGCCUCUCGUCCUUCCGAACUAGCAGAUAGUACGAUCCCUGAGGAGACUGUUCGGGUAUAGCGAGAGCGAUGAAGAGAGAGAGAGAGAGAGAGAGAGAGAGAGAGAGAGAGAGAGAGAGAGAGAGAGAGAGAGAGAGAGAGAGAGAGAGAGAACUUGCAAGAACACUUCAUCGGGUGAUCGAAGCCUUACGCGUGCAAGCUGGUGAUUGGCCUGCUAAGUGCUGCCUCUGCUCACACGAGUUUUCCAGAAGGAGAAAGGGCGGAGGCAUAGAUCGUUUAAGCUCAGGUAGGAACAGAUUGCCAAAACGGCUCUCCAUUGCCUGCAUUUGAGUUGACGGACCAGAGGAACCGUUGAUAAGCGGACCUGAGCUCGAAUCCUGUGGCGGACUCAGAACUUCAGAAGUAGAAGAACCAGUCCUUGCUCCGGGAAGUGUUCAGCUUGCUUCAUGUGUGUGUUCGUUUGUUUCUGUGUGUGUACCGGACGUAUCGGCCGCAUUUGGCUGUUUGUUUAGGGUAGAUCCUAAUUUCACCGCGAAACCAGUGCAUCUUCAUUAUGACUGUAUCAGGCCGGAAAGUUUGUAUUCGUUCAUGUUUAGGCAGCGUUGUGUGCACGAGGGAGGAGGGUAGCGUAGUCCUUCUGUCCUUGCUGCGUGUGUUUGCCUUUGUUAAUGUGUAUGUGUGCGUUUUUGUGUGCUUUGUUGGUAUGUUUGCGUGUGUUUUGUUUUCGUGUCUGUGCGCGUGUGUUUUGCCAUGUUCACUACACACAACUCAGAACAGACCAUGACUGUCCCAGACUGUUUCAUCGGACAUCCACCGACUCAACAGGUCGUUGAGCCCCGACAGUCUGCCCAGGAUGUCUCUGUGUGUGUGUGUGUGUGUGUGUGUGUGUGUGUGUGUGUGUGUGUGUUUUCGUGUUUGCUACUGUGUGUCUUUGUCUGCUUACGUUUCUCUGUGUGUGUGUUGGUCUCUUUCUGUGUGUGUUUGUCUACUUACGUUUCUGUGUGUGUUUGUGUGUGUGUGUGUGUGUGUGUGUGUGUGUGUGUGUGUGCGUGUGUGUGUGUGUGUUGCUAUUGGGCGACUGGCUGCUGUGUUUGGAAAAAGGGAGCAGCAGCUGCUUAGUACAGAUGAGAAUUUUAAGAGUGAGGAUGACAAGACACUAUGCAGCCUUGACCGCUGGUGAUAUCGUUGCUUGUGUCGGUUCCGACUGGGCGACUGACUGUUGUGUUCUGAAAAUAUAGCAGCAGCCUUUUUUCUGUCGGCAUUUCUCCUUUUACCGAUAUGGUCCAGAAGCUUGUGUGUUUUGCGAUUUCGGUGAUUGAGUGCUGUGUUUGGAAAAAGCCAGCAGCAGCUGUUUAUUGUUCGCGAGCUGGAUUUUGUGAACCCUUGACCGAUGGUUAGCUUGUCUGUUGGUAUUGGGCAACGGACUGCCCAAUACCAAGC
Chara braunii is the source of this 3379-nucleotide messenger RNA. The record is from the annotation of a GenBank genome assembly. NCBI's taxonomy places the organism in Eukaryota, Viridiplantae, Streptophyta, Charophyceae, Charales, Characeae.